AACACCUGUCAGUUACAGUUUGGGCUGUGAUCUAUAUGCAACUACACUUAAAUAAGUCUAUUAGUGUAGUUGUAUAAACCUCUGCCAAAAUGACCGGCAGUGCUACAGAGAACGAGUUUUUGCGCCCUCCCAGUGAGCAAGAAUUCGAUUCGGUCUAUCGCGCGCCCUCUCAAUACAACCCCCUAGACACCUUCCGACUACCAAGCGGUCAGGACAGACACUACCAACAACAAUAUGGCGACAUGUACUUCUUACGACUGGCAAAACUCAAGCCUGCAGUUGAAGAGAUUGCGGUGGAAGCGUGGGAAGGAUUCAGUAUCGCGGGAGAACAUGCACGUCGCGUGGAGAGAGUGCUGGAUGUCAGACAAGGAGAGCUCUGCUGGGUUGCAGGCACGAUAUACAUGGAUAUGCCGUUAAAGCCGAAUAUCCUGGAGGACCUUACGAAGGAGAACUAUACAUUAGCGCCUCCACCUCGCCCGACCUACCAAGAUCCAUCUAAUCCCGACCUAACGCAGAUUAUGCUGGAAGACGAGUCUGGACGAUUGCGGUUAACGGGGAGCAUGCUCCGCACCGCGCAGCUGUGUACGGGGGCUAUCAUUGCUGUCUUGGGAACGGAGAACUCAAACGGAGACUUCGAGGUCAUUGAUACCAAGGUCCCGGAUUUGGCUCGUCAGCCUCGUCGGUGGGAACGAGAUGGGGUGGAUGCGGCACAAAAGGAGCCUAGCAAAGGUAAGAUUGCUUUUGUGAGUGGUCUAGGUGUCACCGGGACGUCGAGUGAUACUCUCGCUUUGGAGCUGUUGACGGAUUACCUUCUUGGCUAUUCUGGGUCCACAUCUGCUGGCAACAGUGGUGACGCACCGCCGGAUGCCUCUACCAUCACGAGGCUGGUCAUUGCGGGGAACUCGCUGGGCGCCAGCAUGACCGUUGACGCCAAUGCUGAUAAUGGAGCGGGGAAGAAGAAGGCCGGUCCAAAGAAGUACGGGUACGAUGCUUCUGCGUAUAACGCUUCGCCUAUCACGCGCCUGGACUCUUUCCUGGCCGAGAUUCUGCCCAGUAUACCCAUCACGCUUAUGGCUGGUCAAUCCGACCCGGCCAACUUCUCCCUCCCCCAACAAGGAAUCCAUCGCGCUAUGUUCCCGCAGGCUAGGGCAUACUGUGCUCCGCCCCCGGCGGGCGAGGAAAAGCAGGAGCCUGGUUGGUUCGACAGCGUCACGAACCCGUGGGAGGGGGACGUGGAGGGUUGGCGUUUAUGGGGUAGCAGUGGCCAGAAUGUAGAUGAUGCCCUUCGCUACUUGAAUCUUGCGGAUGAAGAAGGCAACGUUGGCGACGGUGCUGGAGAUAUGGAGGCGAGGAUCAGGGUCAUGGAGGCCAUGCUACGCUGGAGAUGUGGGGUUCCCACUGCACCGGAUACGCUAUGGUCUUAUCCAUUCCAAACCCACGACCCAUUCGUCAUGGAGAGCUGCCCGCAUAUCUUCUUUGCCGGCAACCAGCCACGGUUCAAGACGGCCGUUAUAGAGGGCGACUCUCCGCUCAAACUGAAUGGCGCAGACACGGAGAUGACCGGUACAGAUGAUGAUAACACCUCUGGUUCUCGUGUGCGUCUUAUUUCUAUACCAAAGUUUGAGGAAACCGGUGAAUUGGUACUUGUUGACACCGAGACACUGGAGGUGGAGGUUGUCAGAUUCGGAGCGUUUGCGGGACAACAAGAAAAACAAUAGAUAGGUGGUGAUACCAAUGACUUAGAUUAAUGAACUAUAUAAGAC
Messenger RNA from Aspergillus heteromorphus CBS 117.55, 1763 nucleotides. Its product is annotated as DNA-directed DNA polymerase delta subunit POL31. Bases 90 to 1718 code for a protein of 542 amino acids. Gene Ontology annotation, cellular component: delta DNA polymerase complex. The transcript is spliced from 5 exons. Gene Ontology annotation, biological process: DNA strand elongation involved in DNA replication; DNA replication. The record is from RefSeq and is a predicted model, not a curated record. Gene Ontology annotation, molecular function: DNA binding. Lineage: Eukaryota; Fungi; Ascomycota; Eurotiomycetes; Eurotiales; Aspergillaceae.